UUCACCUAAAACAAGCCCCCAGCUUCCACGUCAAUGUUAAUUUAGGGUUUAAGUCUUCUUCUAUAUAUCGUCGGGAAAUUGCUCUGUUUCUCAAUCCAGAAUCGAUCCUUGCAGCUCUGGCGGGCCUGGUGAGUCACUAUACGGUUUGUAUUAUCCGAAUCCGAGCUGAAUCAGAGACCUAAUUGAACAGAGGGAUCCAUUCGCACUCUCAUUUUGCUCCGAAAAGAUUGGAUUUUUAUAUUUCUGUGUGUGGAAAUUGAAACUUGUUGGGCUUGGAAUUGUCUGUCAUGCGAUCGUGGCCGAGUGCGAGUGCUUCGAAACAGUCUGGACAGAGGAACCGGAAGAAGCACAAGAGGCUUGAUGCCAUUAGUGAAGCAUUGUACAACAGUAACCAUCAGGGCAAUGGUGAUGGGGCCGGGCCGGGUCCCGGGAGCGGUGAAUCGGAGCUUAGGAGGAGCUCCAGGGCGCGGCGGGCCCCGGUUAUACUUGAUUUGUCGCCGGCGCCGCCGAAGAAGAGGAGGAGAGUUGGGAGGAAUGUGAAGGAGGAGGAGGAGGAGGAGGAGGAGGGAGGGUGGAAGUCGAGGCUGAGAGCGAGGAGGGGGAGGGAGGGGUUUAGGAAAGGGAAGAGGAAGCUUUUUGAGGAGGUGAGUGGAGGGAAGGGAGUGGGGAGUGAGGUGGAUGGUGAGAAUGAGGAGGGGGAGGAAGGUGGGAGGCCGAAGGUUGUGAAAUCGAAGCGGCCGGGGAGGGUUAGAGCGACGCAUGGCUCGGAGCAGGAAGAGAAUGAGGUGGUUGGAGUUCAGGAGGAAGUUGUGGAGGAGGAUGGAGAUGGUUUAGAGCAGAUGGACGGUGGAAAUGAGAGGGAAACUGCGGAGGGUGAUUCCGUGAAGGUAGAUGAGGUGGUGGAGAAUAUGCUGUUAGAGGAGGAGUGCAUUGGCAAUGAGGAAGUGGAAGCUGCACAAACUGCAGUUGGUGCGGAGACCAUGGAACCAGUUGAUCAACAGGUGGAGCAAUCAGUUGAUGUGAUUGAAGAAGAAAUUAAUGAUGUGAUUGUGGAUGAAAAUGAUGAUGUGAUGGGAGAAGAAAAUGAUAAACAGAUGGAGCAAGAACAGGUUACGUGUGUUGUUGAGGGAGAAGAUGAAAGUGUGGCCACAGAAGCUGUUGGAGUCCCAACAAAUGAAGAGGAAGUUGAAGGGUGUUGUGAUGGGAAGGAUUCACAUUUGACCAAGCAUGAUGGAACGCUUGCUAUAGAAGUGAAUAAUGUGAAGCUGAAUAUGCCCAAAGUUAAAAAGUCCUCACGGAUUAAGGAGGGCAGACGGUGUGGUUUGUGUGGUGGAGGGACUGACGGUGUGCCUCCAAAAAUAUUAUCUCAGGAUAUGAUUGACAUUGCCAAUGAAGCAUAUAGUGGCUCUUCAGCAUCUGAGAAGUUUGACUAUAACAUAUGGGAUGGUUUUGGUGAUGAGCCUGGCUGGCUUGGACGUCUCUUGGGUCCAAUAAAUGAUCGUUAUGGAAUUGCUGGAACAUGGGUUCAUCAACACUGUGCUGUUUGGAGUCCAGAGGUUUACUUUGCUGGUCUAGGAUGCUUAAAAAAUAUAAGGGCUGCACUAUACAGAGGAAGAGCGUUAAAAUGCACCCGGUGUGGAAGGCCUGGAGCGACUAUUGGAUGCCGUGUUGAUCGGUGUCCAAGAACUUACCACUUGCCUUGUGCACGAGCUAUGAAUUGCGUAUUUGAUCAUCGUAAAUUUCUUAUUGCCUGUACCGGUCAUAGGAAACUCUUCCAGCCUCUUGGUUAUCAGUACUUGGCCCACAAAAAGAAACUGAAGGUUAAGAAAAUGAAGUUGGAAAUCAAAAAGGUAUCAAAUGAUGCGUGGCGAAAGGAUAUCGAGGCAGAAGAAAAGUGGUUGGAGAAAUGUGGCGAUGAUGAAGAGUUUUUGAAACGGGAAAGCAAGAGGCUACAUCGAGAUUUAGUGAGAAUUGCACCUGUAUACAUUGGAGGCUCCAACUCAGAGGGUGGGCAACUGUUUCAGGGUUGGGAAUCUGUUGCAGGUCUUCAAAAUGUAAUUAGAUGCAUGAAGGAAGUUGUCAUAUUACCUCUUCUAUAUCCAGAGUUCUUUGAUAGUCUCAGCCUCACACCUCCUAGAGGUGUUCUUUUGCAUGGGUAUCCUGGAACAGGUAAAACUCUUGUCGUGCGGGCAUUAAUAGGCGCAUGUGCACAUGGUGAUAAACGAAUAGCAUAUUUUGCGCGUAAAGGUGCUGAUUGUUUAGGAAAAUAUGUUGGUGAUGCUGAGCGCCAACUAAGACUCUUGUUUCAGGUUGCUGAGAAAUGCCAGCCUUCUAUAAUAUUCUUUGAUGAGAUUGAUGGGUUGGCACCAUCUAGAACAAGGCAGCAAGACCAGACACAUAGUUCAGUUGUGUCAACACUGCUUGCUUUAAUGGAUGGUUUGAAAUCUCGAGGUUCGGUUGUAGUGAUAGGGGCUACAAAUCGUCCUGAUGCCAUUGAUCCAGCACUGAGACGGCCUGGAAGAUUUGACAGGGAAAUAUAUUUUCCACUACCGUCAGAAGAUGACAGAGCAUCCAUUCUUUCUGUUCAUACUCAAAAAUGGCCCAAACCCGUCAGCGGAUCUGUGCUUAAGUCGAUUGCAAAAGGAACUGCUGGAUUUGCUGGUGCAGAUCUGCAAGCACUUUGCACUCAAGCAGCCAUGAUCUCUUUGAAAAGGAACUUCCCUUUGCAUGAAGUUUUGUCUGCUGCUGGAAAGAAAGAUUUUGAGCCCAAACGCCUCCUUCUACCUUCCUUUGUAGUGGAGGACAAGGAUUGGUUGGAGGCUCUGACAUGUUCUCCACCUCCCUGCUCUCGUAGGGAAGUAGGAAUAGCUGCUAAUGAAGUAGUGUGCUCUCCUCUUCCAACCCAGCUUAUCCCAUGUCUUCUACAACCAUUAUCUACCAUGCUCGUAUCCCUUUAUCUUGAUGAACGCCUCUGGUUGCCGAAAUCUUUGAGAAGAGCUGCAACAAUGAUUGAAAGUGUGGUGGUUUCUGCCUUGAAUAGAAAAAAUAUGCUCAGUGAUCGUUGGUGGUCCCAUAUUGAUGUUUUACUUCAGGAAGCAGAUGUUGCAAAGGAUAUAGAGAGAAAGCUAUUAGACGUGGGAAUCUUGAAUGGAAAUACUGCUGUUGCUGAUACUGAAGUUUGCAAUUAUGAUGAUGUUGAUGACGGAAUUUUGAAUUCUGAGAUUUCUGUUGAGCACAAUGGUGGCACCCGCCCUACUUUGUUGCAAAACAGAUCAGAUGCCUCAACAUACAAACCAGGAUUUCGGAUACUGAUUGCUGGAAACUCGAGAUCUGGACAAAGGCAUCUUGCUUCCUGCCUUCUUCACUGCUUUGUUGGGAAUGUAGAAAUCCAGAAGGUUGAUUUGGCUACAGUUAUGCUAGAAGGACAUGGAGAUAUUGCCCAAGGGAUAACACAAAUUUUAAAGAAAUGUUCCAGCAUGGGGUCUUGUGUCAUUUUCAUGCCAAGAAUUGAUUUGUGGGCAGUGGAGACACCUAGUCAAGUAAUAGAAGAUAGUGAUGCAGAUGUAUCAAACCAUCAAUGCCCUGACAAUGAAAAGCAUCAACUUCCCGAGAAUCAGAAGUCCUAUUGUCCGCAUGGUCAAGUGAGUACAGAUGAAAGUGGGUCCUUAUCGCAGCAAUGCAAAUCAGAAGAAAUAUUGGAGUGCCAAAGUGAUGUUUCUCAGACUGCUUCACAUGCUUGGAACUUGUUUGUGGAGCAAGUGGAGUCUCUAAGUGUCUCUUCAUCUUUUAUGAUUCUGGCUACAUCAGAAGUUCCAUGUCCAGUGCUUCCAGUCAGAAUAAGGCAAUUCUUUAAGAGUGACCUUUUAAAUGGCCAUCGGUCAGUUCCUGUGAAACAUACUGUUCCCAGAUUUUCUGUUCAGGUUGAUGGAAAUUUCGACCAUGAUUUGGUGAUCAAUUCAUCUUCAGCACAGUUAUCAAGGGAUCUAGUUCAACAGAUUGUUCUAUUAGUUCAUCAAACAUCUCACAUUCAUACAACUUCAUGUAAGGACAGAGACUUGCAUGUUACAAGUGGUCAGUCUGAGAUGGCUGAUCACAGUGCACAUCCUGGAUCAGCUGAUGCAAACAACGAUAUAACUUUCUCUCCUGUUGAAUCUCAUCUUAAAGCUCCUCCACCACCUAGCAAUCCUAUUGGAAAUGGGAAGUCAAGCCUUCUGCUAGCAAUAUCUUCAUUUGGCUAUCAGAUACUGCGAUAUCCUCAUUUUGCUGAACUUUGUUGGUUCACUUCAAAACUUAAAGAAGGUCCUUCUGCAGACGUAAGUGGACCAUGGAAGGGUUGGCCAUUCAAUUCAUGUAUAGUUCGUCCUAGCAACUCGCUAGAAAUGGUAGCUUUGGCAAAGAAAUCUAAAAGCAAAGAAAAUUCCAGCCUAGUUAGAGGCCUGAUUGCUGUUGGUUUAUCGGCAUAUCGAGGUUUCUACACAUCACUCAGAGAAGUGUCUUCUGAGGUGCGGAAGGUUCUUGAGAUUCUAGUUGCACAGAUCAAUGCAAAAGUUCAAGCCGGCAAAGAUAGAUAUCAAUAUGUUCGCCUUUUGUCACAAGUAGCCUAUCUGGAAGAUGUGGUUAAUAGCUGGGCAUACACCUUGCAGAGUUUAGAGCAGGACGGUCCAAUGAAAUUGGCAAAUUCUAAGCUAAUCACUGUGAGACCUCCAGACGAUAACCCUAUGAAUAAUCAAGUUUGGAGUGAGGAUUAUGAGCCACAAGAUUCAAGAAAAUGCUCCGAUGAGCAUGAAGUGCUGGAAGUUUGCCCUGAAGGGUUUGAUGCUGAAAAAAUUGUCAGCAUUGACAUGAAUGAAGAGGUUGCUGAUUUGGGUUCUGAGGGUAGACUUGCAAGUUUUGAUUCUUCUGGACAGAAGAUUGUCCUACCAGAUUCUGCCCUGGAUGCAUCUCUUCAAGAUUCUGCUGAAAUUAUGAAUGACAAAAAUGGGACACACCCUAAACCCCAUGAGUCAGAUCACACAGUUGUUACAGUAGAUUCUGAAUCUUGGAAACGUCCAAAUGGAUUUAAAUGCACGGAAUCUGAUGUCAUGCUCGAGGAUAGCCCAACUACUGAUAUAUUUGGCAGUGUGAAGCUUUCUAGUUCUGUGGCCAGUUGCAACAACCUUAAUGGUUUGUCCCCAGUGGAGGCUCAUAGCCGUCAUGAUGAUGGUAAGCCUGAGGCUGAUGGGGUUCAUGCAGAUGUCAGCUUCUCAAGCAUCACCAGUUUGCCAGAGUGCUUAGAUAAGCCUGAUGCAAACUUGGCAAGUGAAACCAAUCUCUCUGAAGGCCUAGAUAAGGCCAAUGCCGAUGAGCAUAAGGUUGAUGUCAGCUUCUCAAACAUCACUUGUUUGCCCAAGUGCCUAGAUAAGCCUGAUGAAAACCUUUCAAGUAAGGACAAUCUCCCUGAGUGCGUAGCAAAGACCAAUGCUGAUGAGCAUGAUGUUGAUGUCAACUUCUCUCCCAAAAGCAGUCCCUCUACGAAUUCUGGGUUUGUAUGCGGAUAUCAUUGUUGCUCUGAAUGCCUAGAUACCCUUCACAGUUUGACAAAGAAAAUUCUCAUCGAGAAAUGGCGAUCAAAUGGGAGCCAAUGGACAGUAGAGGAUGUCCAUGAUAUUGUGGCAUCACUGUCUGUGGAUCUUCUUUCAGCAGUUGGAAAAAUUCAGGUUUCAGGAGGUUUUAGCAAUUCAUGUGAUAAGAAAAGGAGACACAGAAAUACUGAGACAUCUGAGUUGCCGGAAUCAGGAACAUGUCAUUGCAAUAUAUCAGGAAAUAAGAUUCUUUCACCAGUGGAAUGUAUAUGUCACCCCAGCAAGGAGAGCUUUACUCGUAAGGCGAAUGCUCCUGCGAAUAGUCAUCUCAGGUUUGGUUCAAAAUUUGUUUUUCGUGAUGGUGUGCUCGUUCAUAUGCAUCUAGACAAAGACGUUUCUUACCACUGUAAAUUCGAGACUCUCUGCCUCUGUUCACUUAUACAGUUGAUAGUAAUGACCAAACCACCUUUUCAUUGACCUGAUGAGAUUUCACAGCUUGGAUUUGUCUAACCAUGGCAAAAUUUUGUGCUGUUGCGGAAUUUGGACGUGAACAUUUUACCAAGUCAUUUAACAGGAAAAAAUUCAUAUUUAUUUUUUAUUACGUUUUCCUGAUCCUUCUUAAGUUGUGACCUCGCACACCUUGUAUAGCAUCUUGACACUAUUCUUUCAUUCAUUAUUCCAUAAGCAAUGUUACUGUUA
This is a messenger RNA of Argentina anserina (silverweed cinquefoil), 6260 nucleotides long. RefSeq lists its product as uncharacterized. Gene Ontology annotation, cellular component: nucleus. Gene Ontology annotation, molecular function: ATP hydrolysis activity; histone binding; ATP binding. The record is from RefSeq and is a predicted model, not a curated record. The transcript has 6 exons. NCBI's taxonomy places the organism in Eukaryota, Viridiplantae, Streptophyta, Magnoliopsida, Rosales, Rosaceae. The coding region runs from base 288 to 6038 and encodes 1916 amino acids. Gene Ontology annotation, biological process: positive regulation of transcription by RNA polymerase II.